CGCAAAUCCCUCUCUUCCCCUCCCUUUCCCCCUCAUCCUCCCCCCAUCAUGGCCUCAAUGGGUUCAAUCCAACCCUACGGGCACCUCAUCCGGUCAGCCCGGACCAACCUCACCUACGUGCCACGCCGCACCCUGACCUCAACAGUCAUCCGGUAUGCCCAGGAGGGUAACAACGACAGCAACGCCCCCAACAACAAGCCCAGUCCCGAGUCGCAGCCGCAGCAACCACCCUCCAAGCCGUCCGCCCUCUCCUCCAUCAAGAACUUCUUCUUUGGCGGCAGCAAAUCCGAUGCUCCGAAGCCCACGAUCCGCCCGGUCACCGCGCCUCCGAAACGCGAGGGCUCUCUCGGCACGGACUCGAUUUUCUCGGAGGAUGAAGCCGGCCCGAAGCUGAUCACCACCGGGCGCACCCCGACGAGCCGCAAGACCGCCAGCACCAGCGACACCGGCGCCACCGCCGACGGGCAAGGGCCCACGGAGGAGGAGCGGGCGGCGGCGGCGGCGCAGCGGACGUUCGCGGUCGAGAAGCGCGACCGGUCGAUGCUGCAGGCGGUGCUGGACCCGAAGCCGCGGACGCGGCUGCGGUGGGAGAAGAAGAUGGUGAUCCGCGAGGUGCGGCGCCGGGGCCGGCUGACGCGGGCGGAGCAGAUCAUGCGCACGGAGCGCGAGUCGCUGGUCAAGUCGCACUUCUUCAAGACCUCGAUCAAGAAGCUGGGCCCCCUGUGCCGCCAGAUCGCCGGCAAGAGCAUCGACGAGGCCAUCCUGCAGAUGCGCCUCAGCAAGAAGAAGGCCGCCAAGGACGUCCUCGAGCACCUCAAGCACGCCAAGAACAUCGCCAUCGUCCGCUCCGGUAUGGGGCUGGGCGCCGUCGUCCCCAAAGUGGAGGCCGACGAGGCCGACGAGGCCGCUCCCAAGAAGCCCACCCCCCAGCCCGUCACCAUCACCCUUAAGGACGGCUCCAAGAAGACCGUCACCGACCCCACCGCCAUCUACAUCGACCAGGUCUGGGUCAACCGCGGUCCGUACGGAUACGAGGCCGACCACCGCGCCCGCGGUGUCAUCAACAUGAUGCGCCCUCCCCACACCGGUAUGUCCGUCCUGCUGAAGGAGGAGGCCACCCGCAUCCGGGAGUGGAAGGAGCGCGAGGCCCGCGAUCUCCGUCGCCGCAAGGCCCAGCUCUGGACCCCGCUCCCGGAUCGCCCCAUCACCCAGCAGAACCAGUACUACUCCUGGUAGAUGGGACCGAUCCCGAGAGCGGUUGUAAUUUUUUCUUUUCUCUCAUCCUUUUCAUGCCAACAAAACCGGGUAGCUUCAUUGUUUCGUGGUUGUUUUUUGUCUUCGACCUGGCGUUCCGUCCACAAACCUGUAUUAUGUCUCUAGAACCUUGAAACCCCCUCUUUUACCCUGAAGAAAGCAACUAUAGCAUUUCUCUCUUCGUUCUUAUGUGUUUCUGGGCAGCUUUGUUUUCUUCUUGCCGGGUUGACAUGACCUGAUAGAUAGGUAGGUAGUGUGUGUGUUGGGGAGUGUUUGAUAUGCAUGGCAUCUGCAUGAGCAGUCACUUCUAUUCCUGGAGCUCGAAUCUGUGUACAAUAUAUUGCGUUAUAUACGGUCUAUUC
Molecule: messenger RNA, 1616 nt
Organism: Aspergillus aculeatinus CBS 121060
Lineage: Eukaryota; Fungi; Ascomycota; Eurotiomycetes; Eurotiales; Aspergillaceae
Product: mitochondrial 54S ribosomal protein uL22m
Exons: 2
Coding region: 49-1236 (395 amino acids)
Biological process (GO): translation; ribosome assembly
Cellular component (GO): mitochondrial large ribosomal subunit; ribosome
Molecular function (GO): structural constituent of ribosome
Source: RefSeq, a predicted model, not a curated record